GGAGGAGGCCAGGGUGUCCCGGCCCGCGCCCAGGAGCCUGGAAGGCUGCCUGCAGAGACAGAGCUGACUGGUCCCCAGGCCGGUGGUAGCCCCGACUUGGCGCUGGGCCCCGAGGAGGCGAGGACCGGGAGGCUGGACGGCUGACUGCGGGAGGGAGCCUGGGGCUGGGGCACGGGAGAGUCCCGGCUCUCCUUGGGCUAGGCGCUCCUACAGGGGAUCGGGGUCGGAGCCAAGAAGGGAACAGCCUUCCCAAAAGGGGGCCGAAAGGAAGGGUCCCGGGGGUCCCCGGCCCUGGGGGUGGGCAGCGCCAGCAUGAACCUGUUUCGGAUCCUGGGGGACGUUUCCCACUUACUGGCCAUGAUCCUUUUACUGGUCAAGAUCUGGAGAUCCAAAUCCUGCCGAGGAAUCUCUGGGAAGAGCCAGGUCCUAUUUGCUCUUGUCUUUACAACUCGAUACCUGGACCUGUUCACCAACUUUAUCUCCCUCUACAACACAGUGAUGAAGGUGAUCUUCCUGCUGUGUUCCUAUGUCACCGUAUACAUGAUUUACUGGAAAUUUUGGAAAUCGUUCGACAGUGAAAAUGACACGUUCCGCCUUGAGUUCCUCUUGGUCCCAGUCACUGGUCUCUCCUUCCUCGAGAAUUACAGUUUCACCCCUCUGGAGAUCCUCUGGACUUUCUCCAUCUACCUGGAGUCUGUGGCGAUCCUGCCCCAACUCUUCAUGAUCAGCAAGACUGGGGAGGCGGAAACCAUCACCACUCACUACCUUUUCUUUCUGGGGCUUUACCGGGCUCUCUAUCUGGCCAACUGGAUCUGGCGGUACCAUACGGAAAAUUUCUACGACCAAAUCGCAGUGGUGUCCGGGGUGGUGCAGACCAUAUUCUACUGUGAUUUCUUCUACCUGUAUGUGACCAAAGUUCUUAAAGGAAAGAAGCUAAGCCUCCCGAUGCCCGUUUGAAGAUCCAACCCAGAAGUGACACAAAACCCUUGGGGGCAGCCAUGGAUCUGGAUUUCCUGACCACCAACUCCUAGAGUUACUGUGGUAUUGUUUUUGAACAAAUGGACUUCUGAGAAGGGAUGGAAAAAACAUUUUCUUUCCUUUCCCCUCCAUUCACAUCUAGACUUAAUGAAGGGUGGGACAAGCUCUGGAGCUGAAGUGCACAAUCCUUUUAGCGAGCAUCCCUCAAGUCAGAAUGUUGUUUUCCAAGGUAAUUCUCCCCAAACCAGGAUGGAUCACCCAAAUGGAGUAGAUCCUAACCACCACUCUUACUCUACAACAAUUCACAAUACAGUGAGGGUCUUCCCCCCA
Molecule: messenger RNA, 1308 nt
Organism: Antechinus flavipes (yellow-footed antechinus)
Lineage: Eukaryota; Metazoa; Chordata; Mammalia; Dasyuromorphia; Dasyuridae
Gene: KDELR3
Product: KDEL endoplasmic reticulum protein retention receptor 3
Exons: 5
Coding region: 313-957 (214 amino acids)
Biological process (GO): endoplasmic reticulum to Golgi vesicle-mediated transport; protein retention in ER lumen
Cellular component (GO): endoplasmic reticulum; membrane; cis-Golgi network
Molecular function (GO): ER lumen protein retrieval receptor activity
Source: RefSeq, a predicted model, not a curated record